GGUUGGGGCUGGCAAGGCCUCUCAAAACGGCACAGGAUGAAGAAGAGGAUUUAGUUGUGAGCAGGAGAACACGACCCUCUCUCUCCUCACUAAAAGCCGCAUUAUUCACACCCUUUGAGCCGGCUUGGGCGGGCUCUUCCUCCUUUUCUACACUUGUGCACACCCGCUUCUGGGUCAGCAGCGUUCUCUCAGAAGCUCCGUGGUGCGAGGCGCGUGAGGAGACGCAAGGGGGCGGGGGCGGGGGAGACGGCGGCAGCCCCGGGCCUGCAGGACAGCACCGUCUCUUCGUCCCGUCCGGGGCUUCUCAACGGUUCCACACAGACACGUUCGCGGGAAAGCGCGAUCCCACCGGGGAGGUCCGUAGAGUUAGAGCCGAAUAACGGCAGAAGACCAAGGGUCAGCGCGGGGGCGGGGCUACAGCGCCAGCCCCGCCCCCCGGCUGUUCCCGCGCUCUGAUUGGCUCCGGCAGCCGCGCGCUCCGGGCGGGCAGCUGGCGGCUGAAAAGCGGGUGUUGCUGGCUGCGAGGGACCAGCGCGCAACCGCCUGAGGCAGCUGCCUGAAGCGGAGGCUGAGGGCCGCUUGCCCCUCGCCAGGCUGCGCAGGAAUCUUGGGAAGCCAAAAUGCGGCAUAAUCAGAUGUGUUGUGAGACACCACCUACUGUCACUGUUCAUGUAAAAUCAGGUUCAAAUAGAUCACAUCAAACUAGAAAACCUAUUAAUCUGAAGCGUCCUAUUCUUAAAGAUAGUUGGCAAGCAUCUGAAAAUGCACAUAAUAACAAAUCUAAACGGCCCAAAGGACCCUGUCUAAUUAUACAGCGUCAGGAAAUGACUGCUUUCUUUAAAUUAUUUGAUGACGAUUUAAUUCAAGAUUUCCUGUGGAUGGACUGCUGCUGUAAAAUUGCAGACAAGUAUCUUUUGGCUAUGACCUUUGUUUAUUUCAAGAGAGCUAAAUUUACUAUAAAUGAGCAUACCAGGAUAAAUUUCUUUAUUGCUCUGUACCUGGCUAAUACAGUUGAAGAAGAUGAAGAAGAAGCCAAGUAUGAAAUUUUCCCAUGGGCUUUAGGGAAAAACUGGAGAAAAUUGUUUCCUAAUUUCUUAAAGUUAAGGGACCAACUCUGGGACAGAAUUGACUAUAGGGCUAUUGUGAGCAGGAGGUGCUGUGAAGAGGUUAUGGCCAUUGCACCAACCCAUUACAUCUGGCAACGAGAGCGCUCUGUGCAUCACAGUGGAGCUGUUAGGAACUACAACAGAGAUGAAGUUCAUCUGCCCCGGGGUCCUAGUGCCACACCAGUAGAUUGUUUACUGUGUGGUAAAAAAGGAAGAUAUGUGAGACUGGGACUGUCUUCAUCAUCAUCUUCAUCCAGUGACACAGUAGAGCUAAUGGAAAAAAAUUCUCAGGAAUUUCACAAUUCAUUAUCAAUGGACAUGAUAGGUGAACCUUCUCAAGCUAAUAGCUAUUCACAAGUAGCCAAUGACCAUCAAUCAAACAGAGAAAAGGAAACUAAUUUUAUGAAGAAAGACAAAGCUAUGGAGUGGUUUACAGGAAGUGAAGAAUGACAUGACUCAACUAAAGCAACCUGGAAUCAUUAGCUACAAAAUGUCAAACUAAAUGCAAGACAAUGUCAAAAUGGGACAGUUACCCAGUUGUACAAUGUUCUUUAGCUUUUGUUAUUCUUCAAGCAUAUGUAAAAGUUAUACAAAUCAUAGUAAUAACUAAAAGUACCAAUUUAUGACAGUGAUUGACAAUAUAAAGUUGUAAUUUGAUACUUCUUUGCCUUCAAAUUGAUUGCUGUCAUCAGGGGUACUCAGUUCAGCUGUGGCUUGACCUUCCUCAACCUGACAAGAAAAACUAGUUUAAAAGAGAAAACAAUUAAGGUCAUAACAAUGCAUUAGUUAAAAGGAAGAAACAUUUAAUAUGUUCUGAAAACAUUACUAACAUGGGUGACCAGUCUAGCACUAUAGGGAUAUGGUCUGUACAGAAAACCAGAAUGUGAUUCUUCUGUAACAGAACAAAAUGCAUACUACACUGUAUAAGUGUUUUAUAAUUUGUUCACAAAAAGUAUUGAAAUAUUAAACACUGUUCUUUUCCUGUAAGCUCUUUUCUUUUUUUGCAUAUGUUUUAGAGCUAUGUUGCUAGUCAGAAUACAGAAACAUUUGCCAGUGAUCACAUAGUAACCUUACAGAUAAGCUUAUACCCAAAUGGAUAAGCCUGUUUCAUAAAUCAAUAUAUCUGGAACCCUUUCCACAGCCUAAAUAAUGUACACAUACAAGGACCUAAACUUGCUUCCUGGAAGAACUCCAGAAGCACUUCAGGACUUACAUUUUGUAAUUAACAGAAUAGAAAAACACUACAUUGCAGUUGCUGUACCAAACAAAACAAAACAAACCCCAAAAUCCCUGAAGAGUAUCUGAUAGUUAUGUGAGUGUAUGUAUUAUUGUGUAAAUGUGCUGGUCAACAUAAGAAUCUACAAUAUUUACUAUUAAAAACACAAGCAUAAAAUAAAA
Molecule: messenger RNA, 2504 nt
Organism: Cricetulus griseus (Chinese hamster)
Lineage: Eukaryota; Metazoa; Chordata; Mammalia; Rodentia; Cricetidae
Source: RefSeq, a predicted model, not a curated record